Messenger RNA from Micropterus dolomieu (smallmouth bass), 4494 nucleotides. It is a transcript of the gene fermt2, whose product is annotated as FERM domain containing kindlin 2. Lineage: Eukaryota; Metazoa; Chordata; Actinopteri; Centrarchiformes; Centrarchidae. The transcript has 17 exons. Gene Ontology annotation, molecular function: integrin binding. Gene Ontology annotation, cellular component: focal adhesion; extrinsic component of cytoplasmic side of plasma membrane. Gene Ontology annotation, biological process: cell-matrix adhesion; integrin-mediated signaling pathway. The record is from RefSeq and is a predicted model, not a curated record. The coding region runs from base 219 to 2306 and encodes 695 amino acids.
GAGGGAGGGAGAGAGAAAGAGGGACGGCUGGACUCCAUUAAGCCGAAGCUUGCAGGGAAACUGUUUGGGAUACUUCACUUCUUCAGCGAGUUCUUCGGGGAUUUCUUUCUGUUUUUAUUGUCUACAAAAGACUUUAUACAUGAUUUAAAGAGGGGGAACUUGUUCUGUACCGUGUAGUCGAUUGUUUUAGAGUUUUUUUCUCCUCGUCUUUGUGAAGGAUGGCGCUGGACGGGAUCCGGAUGCCCGAUGGCUGUUAUGCCGAUGGGACGUGGGAACUGAAGAUGCAUGUCACCGACCUCCACAGAGACGUAUCGCUGAGGGUCACCGGGGAAAUCCAUAUUGGUGGAGUCAUGCUCAAACUCGUGGAGAAAUUAGAUGUGAAGAAGGACUGGUCAGACCAUGCUUUGUGGUGGGAAAAGAAGAAGACAUGGCUGUUGAAAACCCACUGGACGUUGGACAAGUACGGCAUCCAAGCCGAUGCCAGGCUGCUCUUCACCCCGCAGCACAAGCUGCUGCGCCUCCAGCUGCCCAACAUGAAGCACAUGAAGGUCAAGGUCAACUUCUCGGACCGCGUCUUCAAGGCUGUGUCCGACAUCUGCAAAACUUUCAAUAUCCGCCACCCAGAGGAGCUGUCUCUACUGCGUAAGCCCCGUGAUCCCAAGAAGAAGAAGAAAAAGUUGGAGGAGGCAGAGGAGGACGAUCUGGAGCUGGAGGGUCCGCUGUUAACCCCUGGAUCAGCGUCUGAGAUAAUAUACAUCGGACCUGUCAAAGGGAGCAUCUACUCCAGUCCAGGCUUGUACAGUAAGACUAUGACCCCCACCUAUGACUCCAGAGAUGGCAGCCCACUGUCACCCACCACUGCCUGGUUUGGGGACAGCCCUCUAUCGGAGGGUAAUCCCAGCAUCCUCGCGGUCAGCCAGCCAAUCUCCUCACCAGACAUCCUGGUCAAACUUUACAAGCCCCAGUCCCUAUUGGACAAAGCCAAAAUCAACCAGGGAUGGUUGGAUUCAUCCAGGUCUCUGAUGGAGCAGGAUGUGAAGGAGAAUGAGGUGCUGCUGCUGAGGUUUAAAUACCACAGUUUCUUUGACCUCAACCCUAAGUAUGAUGCCAUCCGAGUGAACCAGCUCUAUGAACAGGCCAAGUGGGCCAUCCUGCUGGAGGAAAUUGAGUGCACGGAGGAGGAAAUGAUGAUGUUUGCUGCCCUGCAGUACCACAUCAACAAGCUGUCGAUCAUGUCUUCAGACAACCACAUGAAUAACAGUGAGAAGGAGGUGGAUGAGGUGGAUGCAGCCCUGUCAGACCUGGAGAUUACUUUGGAGGGAGGGAAAACGUCCAAUACACUGGGUGACAUCACAUCUAUCCCUGAGCUAGCGGACUACGUCAAAGUCUUCAAACCCAAGAAACUGACACUGAAGGGCUAUAAGCAGUAUUGGUGCACAUUCAAGGAUAUCACAAUUUCCUGUUACAAGAGUAAAGAGGAGGCACAUGGGACACCUGCUCACCAAAUGAAUCUUAGAGGUUGUGAGGUAACUCCAGAUGUUAACAUCUCGGGUCAGAAAUUCAACAUCAAGUUGCUAAUCCCUGUGGCAGAUGGCAUGAAUGAGAUCUGGCUUCGGUGUGAUAUGGAGAAACAGUAUGCCCACUGGAUGGCUGCAUGUCGCUUGGCCUCCAAAGGGAAGACCAUGGCCGACAGCUCUUACAACCUGGAGGUCCAGAACAUUCUGUCCUUCCUCAAGAUGCAGCACAUGAACCCUGACCCUCAGUUCAUUGAGCCAAUCACCACUGAUAUCAACCCAGAAUGCCUGGUGUCCCCACGCUAUCUGAAGAAGUAUAAGAACAAGCAGCCAGGCUAUAUCAGGGACUUGAUUUCAGCUCGGAUCCUUGAAGCCCACCAGAAUGUGGCCCAGAUGAGUCUCAUUGAGGCCAAGAUGCGCUUCAUACAGGCGUGGCAGUCCCUGCCUGAGUUUGGAAUCACUCAUUUCCUUGCCAAGUUCCAGGGUGGAAAGCGGGAAGAGCUGAUCGGCAUCACUUACAACCGUUUGAUCCGGAUGGAUGCUAGCACUGGAGAUGCUAUCAAGACCUGGCGCUUCAGCAACAUGAAACAGUGGAACGUCAACUGGGAGAUCAAGAUGGUUACGGUGGAAUUUGCGGACGAGCCCAGCCUGUCUUUCAUCUGUGCCGAGGUGGACUGUAAGGUAGUCCAUGAGUUCAUCGGUGGCUACAUCUUCCUCUCCACGCGUGCCAAGGACCAGAACGAGUCUCUUGAUGAGGAGAUGUUCUAUAAGCUGACCAGCGGCUGGGUCUGAGCUGCCCCAAACCACACAUGGUUAACGAUUGUAGGUCAGGGGCCAGGAGGGGAGUGGUCGGGGGGGAGGUGGAACCACAGUGUAUGGGGUUUAUUUUAUUCUACCAUUUCUCAGUCUUUUUAAUUGUUCGGAGCUGUGCUAAUAUUGCCAUGGCUGACACCGUUUUUAUUGUUAUAGUUUUUUUGCAUUAACGCUGACAAGGUCAUUUGUUACAACACUAAUAUUCGGGUGAAUGCAGUCCAGAUGAACUUUUAAAUCUGUGAGCAGCUCUGUUUUCCUACGACCACCUGCCUCCUCUCCUCCUGGACUGACUGCCAUCAACUUACGUCCAUGACAAACCUCUAAAACCAAUCAAACUCCAGAUUUCAUCCCAAAGAAUCUUUAUUUUUUUUUCUCUCUUUCUCCUUUCUUGAACUGGACUAAAGGAACUGACAUCAAAUAUAUCUAAUUAUUUAUCCUAAAUGACGGACUUUAUCAAAGAGUCCAAUCGAAAGGGUAUGUGUAAACAGCAGUUGCCAGUGAUCGCAGCACUACAUGUCCAUCCUAUCCACUCUAUGAAGGGUUUAAUAUCUUUGAAGUCACAUGUAAGCACUUCUACAGUAUACAGUCCUCGUAUUUGAAUAAGCUGUAGUUAAAUUUCCUUUUUGCUUUUUGAUGUCUGUUGUCUUUGUUUCAGAGCUUGUCCAGAGCAAAAGUCUCUGUGUCGAGUCUCUCUGUUGAAACCUCAUUGUGUUAGCUGACAGGUGUGACAUUGAGAGAGUUUUGUUUUGUAUUUUAUAGACUAAUAGUGAGCACGUCUGAAAACACACUACAGUUCAGUGCACUGGGAUGAGUGUCCUGUGGGUUUGAAAAUCCGAUGUAAACCUGAUGCAAAAAUGUUCAUCUUAAAAAGUAAUUUAUUCUUGUCUUGAACCAAGGUAGAUUACUAACGUCACAAGUUCACGUGUAUUUAAAAUAUCCCGUCUUCUUGUUUUCAAAUGUAUUUGAAGCUACAUGACUUUUUAAGAUAAUCGUUUCCCAGCUUUAAGAAAUCCCGUUCGAGACUUUAGAAGGAAAGGUGUUUUCAUUUUCUGAUCUGGAAGUGCACAUUAAAAAAAAUAUGUGCCAAAGUGCAUUGAUAUUUUGCCAAAUGUGUGUUUAUGGCUGCUGUUCUGACCACUGUUAUAAUUUGCUAAAUCUCAACAGCAUGUUUGAAAUUGCAUCCAAAGAUUUGAACCCCCUGACAUCUCUUAAGUGCAUGCACACUACAUAACAGGAGGGAUCCUCUCUCCCAUGUUCCACCUUUUACUUUAUUGCAAUUCUGUUUUUCACACCAUAUAGUAUUAUUAUUAUUAUUGUUGUUUUAUCAUUAGACACCAGCAACAAGGUCACAGAGUUUGAAGAAUGAAUAUGCAAGAUUUUUUUUCUUCUUUCCUCAGUAUGAAGGAUCAGUAAAUGAAGUAUUAUUUUUUGUAACUAAUGUAAAAACAAACAUUUUAUAGAAUUGUACAGUUUUUUUCUGCUUUCCCGGGGUUUGAAAGUUUUUUUUCCUUUCAUUAAAGAAGGGGGAAGCCAUCUGUCAACAUGUGUAGUAUUCAGAAUUGUGCCUGCUUACGUUGUGGUCUUACUGAGUUUUCAGAUGAAGAUAUAUAUGAAUAUAUAUGAAGAUAACACUAGUCUCAAACUCCAGGUUUGAUUAAAAUAUUUGUUGAGUACAUAUUUUUUUUUUUUUAAUACAGAUAUGUAUGCCUUUUCAAUGUGCUCUUUUUUCCCUUGCAUUUCUGCUUCCUUUGUUUUUUUUGUUUUUUUUUCCUUUCUCUUCUACCACUUGUGGAUUGCAAAAUGUCCAUUCAUGGCCUUGUGUCAUGUUUUAAGUUUAGACUGACGGUGAUACUUAAUGUGCAUUUUUGCUGCAAAUUUGAUUUGCUCAGCUCAUCUUUUUAAACUACUUCACUUAUUUGUCUGGUUUUGUCACAACUGAAGUGUGCCAUUUAAUAAUGUCCAUAUGAAGGAAACCCACAUUUUUGAGACCCUGGAGUUUGAGACAAAUCAGCAAAAGUGAACAGAGGUAAGAGUCUGUUUUUAUUUUCUCUGAUGUUGUUUUUGUUUGCCUCCAGUGUCAGGAGCAGCAGUGCAUGUCCUGCUGUUCUGUUUUCUGACUGUAAAAAAUGCAUUUAUUUUAAAAAAUAAAGUAAUUUUUAUUUAAAAA